UGCGAAUCAAUUAUAAAAGAGCAUUCUUAUAGUAAACACGUCGUUUGAUCUGACUUUUUACCACCUGAAAAAUAAGUAAUUAACAUAUAUUGCCGAUAAAUAGUCACAAAACUCUUUUUAGUAAUUUUACUUACGAUUUAAAACUACGUCACAAAACAGAAGUUAAUAUAUUGACUUUAAUUUUAAAACAGUUUCCCAAACUUCGACCUCGAUUCGAGAGAUCCGGACUGCUGGUUUUUGGAAUAAAAAGGCAUCAUCGUAAAGUCAAGAUUAUAUUUAAUCGGUUAAUUAACAACAUUUUCGCUGUAACUAAAUUUUAAAUCAACGUUUAAAAUUACGUUUCAUCAGAGUUUCAAUUCUUAAGAUCUGGAAUCAAAAUUUGAAAAAAGAAUGGAAAAUUUUGCAGCCUGACUGCAGAAAAGUCUGUGACUAACACGCUUCCCUGAAAAUCAAUAUCGCGACAACUAGCGUUUGGCGCAGAUUGCUUUUUAAUCAUCUGCUUUAAAAAUUCCUCUAAUUCUUACUUGACAAAAGUUUAUUGUUCGGCAAAAUGUCAACUCUGAGUUCCAUGGCGCUCCUCGACUACUUCUUGACUUCGCAGAAUUCCAUGCAGCAGAAUUCCCUCUUGGCCGCAAACAUGCUCCUCAACCGACAACAACAGUCACAGUCAAGAUUCAUGACGUCAUCUCCCCCUUUUACGACUCCUCAGUUGCUGACGUCAUCAUAUGGGGGUUGCGGUGACCCUCUGCUGAGUAUGAUGGGUGGAACACAUGCAGGGGGGUCUCUCAAUUCAGCAUUGGCGUCCAUGGGGUCUCAAUGUAACUCUGUACCGCCAACUCACUUGACCAACGCUUCUCAUCUUCACCCCUCGAUCCCCCCGCAACUUCUCAUGAACCCCUCCCACCUGCCCCCUCACUUCCUGUCCAACCCAGCAGCCGCCAUGUGCAGUGCCCUCCUCUACCCCCACCGGUCCAAGCGCAUCCGGACUGCAUUCACUCCGGCCCAGCUGGCCAAACUGGAGACUCAGUUCGCCAGGAGUCCCUAUGUUGUGGGUCAUCAGAGGAGGCAAAUCAGCGAGGAGCUGGGACUCACCGAAACUCAGGUGAAAGUGUGGUUUCAAAACCGAAGGACUAAAGAAAAGCGAGUUCUGCAUCCAGAAGAUGAAAGCAUUCUAGAACAGGAAAGCGACGACGAGUGUCCUUUGACAGAUGAUGAUGAAAAAUCAUCAAACACUCAAAAGCCUUGCGAAACUAACAAACCAAUCUCAAUAUCUAAUAAAAAACAAGAAACCGAAAAGAAAAAUAUGAACGAAAAUGAACAAAAGAAGUUUUCAGCACUUGAAGAGCUGCUGAAUAAUAGUGCAAACAAAGAACUGGACGUUGAAGGAAAACUUUCCGUAAACGAUCUGGAAAAAAUAGCAGAAUCUAAAUUUUUGGGCUGUUCCAGCGAAAAAUGCAGUGUUUGACAAAAUUCAUCAAAAAUUAUCCUCGUAAUUUGCAGUAAUGUGCAAAAUUAUAUUUGGAUUGUAAAUUAUUGCAGUUUAGUUUUAGUUUCACAAAAAUAUAAUAUAUCUAUUCAAAAUUGGAGAAAAGCUUUAUGAAUCUAGUUGCAGUCAUGAUUGUUUCAAUGAAAAUGUCGUCUUCUUUUGU
Molecule: messenger RNA, 1649 nt
Organism: Symsagittifera roscoffensis
Lineage: Eukaryota; Metazoa; Xenacoelomorpha; Acoela; Convolutidae
Product: homeobox protein Hox-B4-like
Exons: 3
Coding region: 551-1465 (304 amino acids)
Biological process (GO): central nervous system development; neuron differentiation; brain development
Cellular component (GO): nucleus
Molecular function (GO): DNA-binding transcription factor activity, RNA polymerase II-specific; RNA polymerase II cis-regulatory region sequence-specific DNA binding
Source: RefSeq, a predicted model, not a curated record